Molecule: messenger RNA, 2005 nt
Organism: Cydia strobilella
Lineage: Eukaryota; Metazoa; Arthropoda; Insecta; Lepidoptera; Tortricidae
Gene: VhaSFD
Product: V-type proton ATPase subunit H
Exons: 10
Coding region: 142-1554 (470 amino acids)
Biological process (GO): proton transmembrane transport
Cellular component (GO): vacuolar proton-transporting V-type ATPase, V1 domain; lysosomal membrane
Molecular function (GO): proton-transporting ATPase activity, rotational mechanism; protein binding
Source: RefSeq, a predicted model, not a curated record
UAUACCAACGUCACUUUAUGUAGUCACAAGACCUCUCAGCUGAGGCUGUCGUCUUUACUUGUAUUUGGGAUUUAUUGAAUUCCUUGAUCUUUAUUCCAAUUAUUAUUGGCUUGAUCAUAAUUCUAUGAUAUCCUAGCCAAAAUGGCUAACAUCAACGAGGAAAAUGUUAGUAAACUUAUUGGCGAAGAGAAUAUCGAUAUGAUUGCCGCCACCAGCGUCCUGCAGCUAAGGGCCAGUGAAAUCCGUCAAACGGAUAUAAAAUGGCAGUCUUAUUUGCAGUCACAGAUGAUCACGCAGCGCGACCACGACUUCGUGUCGGCCCUAGACCAUGGCAAGAAGGACCUCCCUGAUAAGAACCCCGAGGAGUGCUGCUCAGUGUUUAUCAACCUGCUCACCCAUGUCAGCAAGGACCACACUAUCCAGUACAUUCUGGUCAUGAUUGAUGAUAUCCUUUCUGAGAACAAAAACAGAGUGAAGAUUUUCCGCGAGCACAACAAGUCGGGACAAGUCUGGCAGCCUUUCCUGAAUUUGCUGAACCGCCAAGACGAGUUUGUGCAGCACAUGACUGCCCGCAUCAUUGCAAAGCUGGCCUGCUGGCACCCGCAGCUCAUGGACAAGAGUGACCUCAACUUCUACUUGACCUGGCUUAAGGAACAGCUCAAACACAAUCACAUCGACUACAUCCAGUCGGUGGCGCGUUGCCUGCAGAUGAUGCUCCGCGUGGAUGAGUACCGCUUCGCCUUCCUCUCCGUUGACGGCAUCUCCACGCUGCUGUCCAUCCUCGCCUCUAGGGUCAACUUCCAGGUCCAAUACCAGCUGGUGUUCUGCCUUUGGGUGCUGACCUUUAACCCGCUGUUGGCCGAGAAGAUGAACAAGUUCAACGCCAUCCCCAUCCUGGCCGACAUCCUGAGCGACUCCGUCAAGGAGAAGGUCACGCGCAUCGUGCUGGCCGUGUUCCGCAACCUCAUCGAGAAGCCGGAGGACGUCCAGGUGGCAAAGGAGCACUGCAUCGCCAUGGUGCAAUGCAAAGUCCUGAAGCAACUGGCGAUCCUGGAACAGAAGCGCUCCGACGACGAGGACAUCAUGAACGACGUGGACUUCCUCAACAACCGCCUGCAGGCCUCCGUGCAGGACCUGAGCUCCUUCGACCAGUAUGCUACUGAGGUCAAGAGUGGACGAUUGGAAUGGUCGCCCGUGCACAAGUCCGCCAAGUUCUGGCGCGAGAACGCGGCGCGCCUCAACGAGCGCGGGCAGGAGCUGCUGCGCACGCUCGUGCACCUGCUCGAGCGCAGCCAAGACCCCGUCGUGCUCGCCGUCGCCUGCUACGACGUCGGCGAGUACGUGCGCCACUACCCCAGGGGCAAGCAUGUGAUCGAGACACUCGGCGGCAAACAGCGCGUGAUGCACCUGCUCAGCCACGAGGACCCCAACGUGCGGUACGAGGCGCUCCUCGCCGUGCAGAAGCUUAUGGUGCACAACUGGGAGUACCUCGGCAAGCAGCUCGAAAAGGAACAAAUCGACAAGCAGGCGAGCACUGUCGGAGUUAAGGCUUAAGCAAUAUCUAUAAUAUAUUUAAAGCUUUGUUGUUAUAGUGUAUUUAGAUUACGGGCUUCUAUUACUGUUACAAAUGUACUAAUGAUAUGAUCUAACGCUGUUGAGUGUGACCAUGAAUACAUUUUACACGCCCAAACUUGUAAAUAAGUCCCAAUUGAUGUUACCUAAUUUCAAAUAUUAGCAGAGUAUUAUUGUUCAGUCGAUAUUUUAAAAGCAAUUUGAUUUAUUUAUUGUACACCUACAGUUGUUUUUAAAAGUAAGAAAGUCUAAUGAUUGUCAAUAUCCACAUUCCUAUUUAUAAUUGUUAUAUAAAAACGAUUAAUGUAUGCUUCAAGAUAAAAUACUGUUAUAAUUAUUAAAAGUAAAUAAAGUGUUAGAAGAAAUUACGUAGCAACUUAAAGUUGUUGAGAGCUACGACAGUAUUGUGAAUAAAUUAAAUAAAUAGCGCAAA